Molecule: messenger RNA, 7054 nt
Organism: Dreissena polymorpha
Lineage: Eukaryota; Metazoa; Mollusca; Bivalvia; Myida; Dreissenidae
Exons: 2
Coding region: 2235-3251 (338 amino acids)
Source: RefSeq, a predicted model, not a curated record
UACUUGAGACGUUGACCUGUAUUACUAUGCUGUUUACAAAUAACUAAACUAUGCAGAGUCACCCAAAGUCUACCAAAGGCCACAAUAUCAAGCAAAGUCAAAUUAAAACACAAAUAAGUUAAUAACCAGUGGAUCCUUUAUUCAAUAAAUUUAAGACUAUUUAAUAUAUUUAGGAGGAACAAAGAUUUUAACAUAAAUAACUGUUUUUAUUUCGUCUACAGUGGUGUUCAUAUAAUUCCAGGCAAGUUAUAACAAAGGGAAAUAAUCCCUCCUGGCUAUCACUUUAUAGCUAGAAGGGACAGAACCUAUAGCCACCAUGGUGGGGUUAUGAUAGCAGCCAAGGACAGUAUCGUUAGCAUGGAAAUAAACAUAACAACCAACACUGAGAUCUGUGCAGCCUCAAUUGAAAGACAAGGGAGCCAACCCCUUAUAGUUGAGCAGGGUACCGUCCACCAUGCACAGACCAAGCUUACAUGGAAGAAAUGUGCCUUAACCCUUUGCAUGAUGGGAAAUUUGUCAUCUGCUAAAAUGUCGUCUGCUGAAUUUCUAAAAUUAGCAUUUUCUAUGAUUUUUUUCAAAGAAUACUAUCAGAAUAGCAAACAGUUUGGAUCCUGAUGAGACGCCACGUUCUGUGGCGUCUCAUCUGGAUCCAAACUGUUUGCAAAGGCCUUUAAAAUUCGGCUCCAGCGCUUUAAGGGUUAAGAUUAGGGAUUUACAUUCCAACUACACCAAGUCCACUAUCUAGACAUGAAUCUCCUCGAUAUUAACUGGGCCAGCUCCACUAUAGAUUGAAACUUGAACCUGGUCGGCACUAACCAGCUGUUAAUUGACACCAUCUUUAAUACAUGCUCUGAGCAAAUAGUAACAUUCCCAACAAGAAACAACAAUACACUUGACCUCUUCAUUACAAAGAGACCAUCCCCCAUGAAAAAGUCAAAACCCCUUCCUGGAAUAAGUUAUCAUGACAUCAUCCUUAUCCAAACAACUGAUAGCGUACACAAACAACAACCAAUCAGCCACAAAAUCCUCCUCUGGAAACAAGCCAAUAUCGAAGGCCUCAAGCAAAUGGCUAGACUGUUCUUAUCUGAUUUCACCUCAAAACUCAGCGAGAGGACAAACAUUGCCACGCAUUUGUCCAACUUCAAAGAAUUCUGCAUGACCGCCAUCGACAGCAAUGUACCAUAAAAAAUGACUUCACCAAGAUGCAGUCAACCUUGGGCAAAUAAAAAGAUCAGACGUCUCUCGAACAAGAAAAAACGUGCAUACAGGAAAGCCUGUAAAUCCAAUGACACCCAAGACAAAGAGCACUACAACCAGCUGCGUAUAAGCUCCAAGUAGAGCUUACAACUCCUAUGUAAACAACUUGACAACUGACGAUCAUGGCAAGAAACUAUACUCAUUCAUAAAGAGCAAGCGCUGUGACAGUUCUCGUGUCUCCUCACUGAAGAGAGAUGGCGUAGCACACAGUGAUCUCAAAAUAAAGGCCACCAUACUAAGCCAGCAGUUAAGUAGUGUGUUCACCACUGAGGACCACAGCUACUGCCCAACAUGAUUGGUGACCCAUCUGCAACAAUCCACAACUUCUCUAUUGGACUUGAGGGAGUUAAACGGCUCUUAGAGACACUUGACCCCCACAAGGCCACUGGACCUGACACGAUACCAACACGGUUCCUGAGGGAGAUUGCAGCUGAAAUUGCCCCAGCGCUUAGGCUUGUCUUUGCUGCUUCCCUACAGCAAGGACGCUCCCAAGAUCAAUGGAAGUCAGCACAUGUAACCCCAGUUUUCAAGAAAGGGGACAAAAGCAACCCGGCUAACUAUUACCCAAUCUCUCUGACAUCUGUAUGCUGCAAACUCAUGGAACACAUCAUCCACAGCCAAGACACACAUAACAUCUUGGCUGACCAAGAACACGGCUUUCGGCGAAGACGCAGUUAUAUUAAUCGCAACUUAUCCUCACCCUACAGGACCUUGCUGCAUCCCUUGAUGUGGCGAACAGAUUGAUGCGAUUCUACUCAACUUCUCGAAAGCCUUCGAUGUUGUUCCGCAUCAACAACUCCUCAUGAAACUAAGUCAUUACGGAAUCAGCGUCUCAGUCCUAACCUGGAUAGAAAGUUUUCUAUCUGGUCGAAGCCAACGGGGUCUAGUUGAAGGACAGUUCUCCAACACAGACAACUUCACAUCAGGCGUCCCUCAGGGCUCUGUACUUGGACCUCUGCUCUUUCCGGUCUACAUCAAUGACCUCCCAGGCAUCAAAAACAGGUCUCUUUGCUGAUGACACUCUCUUAUACAGAAGGAUCAAGACAGCACAAGACGCAGUAACACUCCAGUCUGAUCUGGAUUCCUUACAGAAAUGGGAAAAAGACUGGCAGUUGUCCUUCAACCCGUCAAAGUGUGAAGUCAUACACAUCUCCAAAAAGCGGCAUCCCAUAAAGUCAGAGUACCUUAUUCAUGGUCAGAAGCUCGCACCUGUAAAGGAAGGCAAAUACCUUGGUGUGACUAUCUCGGAGAACUUGUCCUGGAAACCACACAUAGCUGCAGUCACUCGGAAGGCAAAACACAGCCUUGGCUUCCUGAGGGGCAACCUGUCCAGCUGCCCACUAAGUGUCAAAGAAGUACCUGUAAAGGAAGGCAAAUACCUUGGUGUGACUAUCUCUGAGAACUUGUCCUGGAAACCACACAUAGCUGCAGUCACUCGGAAGGCAAACAACAGCCUAGGCUUCCUGAGGGGCAACCUGUCCAGCUGCCCACUAAGUGUCAAAGAAGUACCUGUAAAGGAAGGCAGAUACCUUGGUGUGACUAUCUCAGAGAACUUGUCCUGGAAACCACACAUAGCUGCAGUCACUCGGAAGGCAAACAACAGCCUAGGCUUCCUGAGGGGCAACCUGUCCAGCUGCCCACUAAGUGUCAAAGAACGUACAUACUCCACCUUAGUGUGUCCAAUACUGGAGUACGCUGCUACCGCAUGGGACCCUUAUACCCAAACAUAUAUCGACCAACUUGAAGCAGUCCAGAGACGCGCUGCUCGCUUUGUGAAAGGGGAUUACCGAACCACAAGCAGUAGUUCACAGAUGAUAGCAGACAUUGGAUGGCAGCCCCUUCAAGCGAGACGUCAAACAUCUAAGGUUACCAUGAUGUACCGUAUAAUCAAUAACCUUAUUGAUAUUCCGUCCGACCCCUACCUCCGCCCUGCUAUAUCAUCCUCAAGAGACAGCAGUAUUAGAUACAUCGUACCAUACUGCAGAACUGACUAACCUCCGUCACUCCUUCUUUCCGUCAGCAACAAGACUGUGGAACCAACUGCCCAACCACCUUGUGACGGCCCCCAGUUUGGAAGCGUUCAAGGAAGGGAUGGCAUCGAAAUAAGCUACAAUAAAUCUGUAAAUAGUUUAAAAAAUUAUUUUAACUGCGCCACAUCGCGAUCUUUUAAAGCAUUUUUCUUGUACGACAAUGCCCCAGAGAGGGAUAUAGUACAAUAAACGAAGAAGAAGACGAAGAAAGGCAUUUCAAGAGUUACAGUGGGUUUAUUGGACUUUAAGUGCAUGUGUAUGACUUUGUGUAACUUUGCUACACUUUGUGUGUUUUUGUAGUGUUAAGUGUGACCUUUACGGGCUAUAAAACGCAUACCGGAAACGCAGACAAUUUACAUUAUAACGAUUGGUAACAUUGAAAAUGCAUACGAUAUGAACAAAGAAGGAACAUGCAGACGGUGAUUGGAGUUCGUUAUUAUGGUGUUUGUUAUUGUUUGGUUGUUUGAAUUUUAAUGUUUGAUGUUGAAAAUAAAUAAUUGAUUCUUAAAUAUCGAUGUUUUGUUGAAAACGUGGCUCGGAAAGAGAUUUUGACCCAGAUCGGAAUUAGCUUAAUAUAACCUCAAAACUUAUCUUGAUCGUCUGCGUUUUUACGUAUACGUUGUAGUAUCCGCCCCUUUACGGCAUGUAAACAUCAGCUUUUUAUAAUUUUAAAGAUGUGUGAUUAAUGCUAUAAUGCUUCGUAAACAAAGGAAAAUCAUGGCAAAAAUUCCAAAAUUUUCUCUCCAACUAGAAGUCCGCAUCCCCUUCAGUGAUCAGUGUUACAUGCUAUACUACAAGAACGCGGUUAUGUUGCCAAUGUUCUAGGUAAUUAUGCUCAAAUCAGCAAAUGCAGUCAAUGAAGUGUAUUCAUUUGGAUUUAGCUGUGGGAAGUUUUAUUUGAAUUCUGUUGGACGCUAACAAAGGUCACGUAAGGGGAAAAGCUGGCUUAGACAGCUACACCGAAAAAUUACACUAUAAAUCAGGUUUGUCGCUCAUCUGAGCAGAAUGUGCUCCUGUUGAGCGUUUGUAAUAGCAUUUUUUCUGUUUUUUAGCUCACCUGUCACGAAGUGACAUGGUGAGCUUAUUUGACCGUGUGAUGUCCGGCGUCUGUAUGUGCGUGCGUGUGUCCGUCAACAAUUUGUUUAUGUAGACAGUAGAGGUCACAGUUUUCAUCCAAUCUUUAUGAAAUUUUGUCAGAAUGUCAUCUUGAUGAAAUCUGGGUUGGGAUUGUAUUUGGGUCAUCUGGGGUCAAAAACUAGGUCACUAGGUCAAAAACUAGGUCAAAUAAUUGAAAAACCUUGUGUAGACUAUAGAGGUCGCAGUUUUCAUCCAAUCUUUAUGAAAUUUUGUCAGAAUGUCAUCUUGAUGAAAUCUGGGUUGGGAUUGUUUUUGGGUCAUCUGGGGUCAAAAACUAGGUCACUAGGUCAAAAACUAGGUCAAAUAAUUGAAAAACCUUGUGUAGACUAUAGAGGUCGCAGUUUUCAUCCAAUCUUUAAGAAAUUUGGUCAGAAUGUUUAUCUUGAUGAAAUCUGGGUUGGGAUUGUAUUUGGGUCAUCUGAGGUCAAAAACUAAGUCACUAGGUAAAAAAACUAGGUCAAAUAGUAGAAAAACCUUGUGUAGACUAUAGAGGUCGCAGUUUUCAUCCAAUCUUUAUGAAAUUUAGUCAGAAUGUUUAUCUUGAUAAAUCUGGGUUGGGAUUGUAUUUGGGUCAUUUGGGGUCAAAAACUAGGUCACAAGGUCAAAAACUAGGUCAAAUAAUAGAAAAACCUUGUGUAGACAAUAGAGGUCGCAGUUUUCAUCCAAUCUUUAUGAAAUUUGGUCAGAUUGUUUAUCUUGAUAUAAUCUGGGUUUGGAUUGUAUUUGGGUCAUCUGAGGUCAAAAACUAAGUCACUAGGUCAAAUAAUAGAAAAACCAUCAACAAUUUGUUUGUGUAGACAGUAGAGGUCACAGUUUUCAUUCAAUCUUUAUGAAAUUUGGUCCGAAUGUUUAUCUUGAUAAAAACUGGGUUGGGAUUGUAAUUCGGUCAUCUGGGGUCAAAAACUAGGUCACUAGGUCAAAUAAUAGAAAAACCUUGUAUAGACAAUAGGGGUCGCUGUUUUCAUCCAAUCUUUAUGAAAUUUGGUCAGAAUGUUUAUCUUGAUGAAAUCUGGUAUGGGAUUUUUUGGGUCAUCUUGGGUCAAAAACUAGGUCACUAGGUCAAAUAAUAGAAAAACCUUCUGUAGACAAUAGAGGUCACAGUUUUCAUCCAACCUUAAUGAAAUUGGGUCAGAAUGUUUGUCUUGAAGAAAUCUGGGUUGAGAUUGUAUUUGAGUCAUCUGGGGUCAAAAACUAGGUCACUAUGUCAAAUAAUAGAAAAACCUUGUGUAGGCAAUAGAGGUCACAGUUUUCAUCCAAUCUUUAUAAAAUUUGAUCAGAAUGAUGAUCUUGAUAAAAUCUGGAUUGGGAUUGUUUUUGGGUCACCUGGGGUCAAAAACUAGGUCGAUAGGUCAAAUAUUAGAAAAACCUUGUGUAGACAAUAGAGGUCAUAGUUUUCAUCCAAUCUUUAUGAAAUUUGGUCAGAAUGUUUAUCUUGAUGAAAUCUGGGUUGGGAUUGUAUUUGGUUAGUCAGGUGAGCGAUUCAGGGCCAUCAUGGCCCUCUUGUAAUUAUCCUUUGUCAACCUUUAUCUUGUUAACUUUCUACAGGCCACUCUUAUUGUCAAAUCUUCAUGAUACUUGGUGGGAACUGUUGUUCCAAUGAUAUCUUGGCAGAGUUUGAAACUGGGUCACAUGAGGUCGAAAACUAUGUCAUUACAUAAAAUUAAAGAAAAAGCUUUUUAUGUCCCCCACUAUAGUAGUGGGGGACAUAUUGUUUUUGCCCUGUCUGUCUGUUGGUCUGUUGGUCUGUCUGUUUGCGCCAACUUUAACAUUUUGCAAUAACUUUUGCUAUAUUGAAGAUAGCAACUUCAUAUUUGGCAUGCAUGUGUAUCUCAUGAAGCUGCACAUUUUGAGUGGUGAAAGGUCAAGGUCAAGGUCAUCCUUCAAGGUCAGAGGUCAAUUAUAUGUGGCCAAAAUCGCUCAUUUUAUGAAUACUUUUGCAAUAUUGAAGAUAGCAACUUGAUAUUUGGCAUGCAUGUGCAUCUCAUGGAGCUGCUCAUUUUGAGUGGUGAAAGGUCAAGGUCAAGGUCAUCCUUCAAGGUCAGAGGUCAAAUAUAUGUGGCCCAAAUCGCUUAUUUUAUGAAUACUUUUGCAAUAUUGAAGAUAGCAACUAGAUAUUUGGCAUGCAUGUGUAUCUCAUGGAGCUGCACAUUUUGAGUGGUGAAAGGUCAAGGUCAUCCUUCACAAGGUCAAGGUCAUCCUACAAUGUCAAACAUCAUAUAGGGGGACAUUGUGUUUCACAAACACAUCUUGUUAAGACUCUUAAAGUCACAUUUAUAGUCAAUCUUCAUGAAACUUUGUCAGAACAUUUAUUCUAACAAUGUUUUUGCGGAGUUAAAAAAAUGGUUCCAAAUUGUUUAAAACAUAUCCACCAUUGGGCGGGGCAAUUUUUCUUUUAGGCUAUUAUUAAACCUAACAGUCAAGAAGUCACAUUUUUAGCCCAGUCGUUAUUUGUCAGAACAUUUGUCCUAAUAAUGACUUUGCUGAGUUUGAAAAUGGAUCAUGUGAGGUUAAAAACUCGGUAAAUAGUAUAAAUUUAAGAAAAAGCUUUGUAACGAAACAGCAUAUGCAUAGAGUUUAAUCAUAUAACAUAAAUAUUAUGUUAUACAAUAUGACAAUAUGACAGAAAUUGA